Neltuma alba is the source of this 2793-nucleotide messenger RNA. Its product is annotated as protein NBR1 homolog. Gene Ontology annotation, molecular function: protein binding; zinc ion binding. The coding region runs from base 207 to 2498 and encodes 763 amino acids. Lineage: Eukaryota; Viridiplantae; Streptophyta; Magnoliopsida; Fabales; Fabaceae. The record is from RefSeq and is a predicted model, not a curated record. The transcript has 7 exons.
CUUGCUAGUUUGUAUUCGGACCCAACGGAGAAACCAGAGCGUCGAUAGCGGCUGACCGUGACGCCUCCCGUAUUUUGGUAUCUGCUUGCCUUUCUUGUUUCUAAUCCGAAGCUCUUCUCUGCCUAGGGUUAGGGUUUGGACUCUUUGCCUCUUGCUUCACUGCUACGCGUCCUGUGGUCGGUGCACGGCCCUGGUGCUCCUGAGCUAUGGAGUCUACUCUAGUGAUCAAGGUCAAAUUUGGAGAUACCCUCAGGCGCUUCAAUGCUCGCGUAGAUGAAAAUAAUCAACUGGAUCUUGACAUGGCUAGGUUGAGGUUCAAGAUAUGUUCUCUUUUCAAUAUUCCCCUUGAAACCAAUCUCGUGCUGAGAUAUGUUGACGAAGACGGGGAUUUGGUGACGCUGGUGGACGAUGAUGAUCUCCUUGAUGUGAUGAGGCAGAACCUAAAAUUCUUGAAAAUUGAUUUACACAUGAUGAAUGAUAAUGCUAGUAAAGCAAAUUCAAUGGCUAGUGGAAGUUCUACUCCCUUAAGGUCCCCUCGCAUCUUGAAUCCAUUUAUGGGGAAUGGAAACACUACCCUUUCUGAUGAUUUGAAAUCUGUUCCGGAGCCAGUACUUGAGUUCCUUUCUAAUUUAUCUCUAAACUUGGCUUCCAAGGCUGCAUCUUCUAGUCCAGUGGUUGGUUCCCUUAUGGAUUCUAUAGCCAAAUUGGGACAAUCCAUGGGUAAUUCAAACUCACGGCCUGUGACUGCAUCUGUUAUUGAGUCCAAAAGUGAUGCUUGUAAAGAAUCUGUCCCACAUGUUCCAAGUUGUCCGCAGCCUCCAUCUGCAGACUCACCUUCUGAAGCCAAUCAACAGUUAAAUGAAAAUGUUACUGGAGGUGUAGCAGCACCGGUUGCUCCUGUUGAUCUCAAUGUUGCCCCCUCUGAUUCUAAUCCACCUAAAUUCUCAUAUGUGGAUGCUGUGCGAGUUUCAUCUACGGCUCCUGAAGGUGAUAGUGAAAAGGGUAAGAAAGCUGCCAAUGACAAUAUGAAGUGUAAAGGUGGUAGUCCUAGGGCAUCCACUAGUCAGGCAGCUCCUGGGAACUUUUCAACUCAGUCUCCACCAAUUGGUUUCAGUCCUUUUGUCGAAUGUCCCUUUUCUGGGUUAAGUGUUGUUGAUUCAGCAGCACGUUCUUUUGAAAACCAUCGGGGUCAUCCAUUUAAAAGGAGCUAUAGUCACACUGAAGCCAUGGGUGGCAUGUUCCAUAAGGGUGUCCGCUGUGAUGGAUGUGGUGUUUAUCCCAUAACAGGACCUCGUUACAAAUCAAAAGUGAAAGGAAAUUAUGACCUCUGCAGCAUCUGCUUCGCUGAAAUUGGUAAUGGAACAGAUUAUGUCAAAAUUGAUCGUCCUUUACCCUGCCGUCGCCCAGGACCCUUCAAGAUUCUGAAUGAUUAUCGUCAUCCAAUGGCACAUGUUCUUAGAAUGAGAAAAAAUCUUAUGAACCAGGUGACAUCAAAGACCAAGAUAGACAGCAAGUUCAUUUUGGAUGUUACGGUAAUAGAUGGUACUUUAAUGGCCCCAUCUACCACAUUUACAAAGAUUUGGCGGAUGCGCAACAGUGGCACAGUACCAUGGCCAAAAGGAUGUCAACUUGUUUGGAUUGGAGGAGACAAAUUUAGCGACUCUCAUUCAGUUAACUUAGAGAUUCCUAUGGAAGGUCUACCUGUGGACAAAGAGCUUGACAUUGCUGUUGAGUUUAGAGCACCAGAGUCUCCCGGUCAAUACAUUUCAUACUGGAGGAUGGCAUUCCCUACUGGCCAGAAGUUUGGACAGCGUGUUUGGGUUCUUAUUCAGGUGGAUCCUUCACUGAAGGAGUCAUUUUAUGAUAACUUUCAAGGCCUAAACUUGAAUAUGCCACUUGAAGAAAGUGGUUCCAGAGGGCCAAAUAAUAUAGAUAUCAACGUUCAUCCUGAAGUGGACGAGGCCUUUCUUCACUCCUGCAAUUCUAGUGCUCCCGAAGAAUUUGGCAAGCAACAGGUUGAUGAGCAACCCAGGCAAGAGCCGGGAGAAAAUAUCUUUAAGGAUGGAGCUAAAACUGUGGGCCUUGGUGGCUUGCCCCCAACAACGUCUGGGCAACACACCGCUAUUUCCUACCCUGUUGUUGAUUUUUCAGAUGCAGCUCCUGUUGUUGUCUCUAAUCCGCAAGCCCCUUGUGUUGGUGCAUUGACAUCGUCCUCCAGAAUAGAUGGAGAUAAUUCCAUAGAGGAGACUCUGCUUAAGGAACUUGAGGAGAUGGGUUUCAAGCAGGUUGAUUUGAACAAGGAGAUCUUGAGGAUGAACGAGUACGAUUUAGAGCAGUCAGUGGAUGAUCUUUGCGGUGUUUCUGAAUGGGAUCCUCUUCUUGAUGAAUUACGGGAGAUGGGCUUCCGCGACAAUGAAGUCAACAGGAGGCUGCUGAAGAAGAACAAUGGAAGCAUCAAACGUGUUGUUUUGGAUUUAGUGAAUGGGGAGGAUCAUUAGAUGAAACGUCUUUCAUAUUUCAACGGUAGUUUUACCCCCGGUGGUCUAUGGCAUUCAGUAAUUAUUGAGUACUAAGUAUAAACUCCUGAACGAGUUGGCCUAUCUUAUGUUCUUUUAAGUUUUUGUCAAUAAAUGUAUAUGGUAUCCGACGUAGGUCGCAUAAUAAUGCAUAUGUAAGUAAGUUAUUUCGAUUAAGCCGAUCUAGAUUUUCUGGGCCAUGAUUUCGACUCUCUUGGCUUGCGACUUCGCGUUGUGCAUGUUUUCUCUUAUGGCCUGGUUGUGCCUUGCAUAUUAA